Messenger RNA from Symbiodinium sp. CCMP2592, 1860 nucleotides. Lineage: Eukaryota; Dinophyceae; Suessiales; Symbiodiniaceae. The record is from the annotation of a GenBank genome assembly.
AUGGAGUAUGAGGAGUUGGUGGCCAAGGCGGGUGGGGAUGCAACGCUCGUGCGCGCCGUGACCCUGGUCAGCGAGGAGCAAAAGGAGACCUUGGCGAGCUUGUUUCGUGGCUCCGGCCGGGUACAUGAGAAGGACAUGCAGGAGCAGUGUGCAGGGCUGCGGGCUGUGGCCCAGAAAGAAGAUCGAUCGCUCCUGUGUGAGCGACGUGAGACAGAGAAGUCUCUGGCGCAGAGGAGUGCUGUUUCCUACGAGGACGUCGAUGAGCCCGUUACUGCUGAAGCCCCGGCUGCCAGCUCGGAUGUUGUGGACCAGAGCAGGCUCCAGGUCGCGAUCUCGCGGGUCGCCAAAGACUCGGAGAGGCGGGCCUGGGCCCCAGAGGCAACAAACUCGCGGUCGGUGUUCAUCACCAACCUGCCAUUCAAGGCACAGGAGGAGGAGAUUCGGAGCUGGCUGGAAAAGGCCGGUGAGAUCAAGGGUCUCCGGCUCAACCGGGACAAGGUCACCACGAAAGCGCUGGGCUUUGGACACGUGCAGUUCGAGUCCUCACAAGUUGCAGACGCUGCUGUCGAACAGUGUGACAAAGUGGAGCUGCAUGGACGCGUGAUGCGAGUCGCGCCGGUGGAUCCCAACACAAAGUUUCAGUUUGAGCUCCCGGAGAACAUCAAGGAGGACCUUCUAGGCCUAAUGCGCGAGGCGUACGAAGGCAAGAACAUCAGCACCAUCAAGGAUGCCUGGCAAAAGCGACAUCCAGGACAGAAGCUGGACACCGCCAAGUGGGGUUUCAAGAACUUUUCGUCUUCCCUGAAGACCUUGGAAGGCGUCACGCUGGAGCACCACUUGGAAAAGACUCUGACGUACUUGGCUUUCUUCGACGGCUCUCCCGCGCACAAGGCCUACCUCGAGGAGAGAUCCAAGAGACAAGCAGAGGGCAAAGUGGCCGAAAAUCCUGGCGAGGCAAAGCGAGCAGCUGCCGAGGCUGACGUGCUAAAGCCCGACAAAAAGCUGAAGGUCGAGAAUGGCUCCAGCCACCUGAAGGGCUUCGAACCGACGGGCAACGACCAAGAAGUUCCGGAGCCCACCGGCUUUGGUUCACCGAGAGGCGAGGACGGGACGCGGGGCAGGGCAGAGCAGGGCGGCAGACGACCUUUGAAGGCGCUGGCCUGGCUUUGUGACCUCCUCCCGACCUACGGCCAUGUCCUCUCCAGAGUGCUGGACGAGGUCGACGGAGCUUUGCACAGGUUGGAGACAUGGCAGGGGGAGCUUCAGAAGAUGCAUGGCCUGAACCGCACGCUCCAAAGUCAGUUGCGAUCCCUUCGGGUCCUGCACAAGCUGCAGGUGGAGGAAGCCUGGUCUGUGACCAAGAAGAGCAGCGAAGCUGAGACCCAGCCCGUAGCUGUACCACUGGCUGACAGCCAGAAGCUGGACAAGGAUGCUCAAGCCGAAGUCACCAAGCGCAGACACGCGGAACGGAAAUCGCUCAAGCUCCAAUCCGAGCUUCAGAGCAUCAGGCACCAGCUGCAGGAGUUGGAAAUCAAAGAGGCUGACAAAGUUGCAGCCCAAGAUGAAAUGAACAGGCUUAUUGAGCAGAGGGAGCACAUCUCCCGCAAGAAUGAUGCGCGGGGCACCGAGACAACCAAUGCUGGGGUAACGCACGACUCCGCCCUGAAGCUUUCCGAGGCUGCAGAAAGAGCGCUCGCAGCUGCAUUCGGACCUGCGCAAGUACGAGCCCCAAAGCAACCUCUCCUUCAGGUCGAUGGAUUAGCAGUGCCUAAGCCUAGGUUCCAGCAAGAGAAUGAUCAGCUGAAACAGCAGCUGAACUCGUCGAGUGCUCGGUACAAGUACCGCGCGCCACUGGAGUGA